Messenger RNA from Andrographis paniculata, 1413 nucleotides. Its product is annotated as WAT1-related protein At2g37460-like. The coding region runs from base 223 to 1332 and encodes 369 amino acids. Gene Ontology annotation, cellular component: plasma membrane. The transcript is spliced from 6 exons. Lineage: Eukaryota; Viridiplantae; Streptophyta; Magnoliopsida; Lamiales; Acanthaceae. Gene Ontology annotation, molecular function: transmembrane transporter activity. The record is from RefSeq and is a predicted model, not a curated record.
AGGGUAUGGGGAAAUACAAAAUUAAUUUUUGCUCAUUCCAUGCAUAUAUAGAUAUAGAUAUGUAUAUAUAUAUAUCAUCUUCUUCUUCUUCUAGCUAGCUAUAAAAAGCACUACAUGCAAACUAAUUAUCAGUAAGGGCAGAGCAGAGCAAAGGCAUAGCAGCUCGAUCCAUCGAUAUCGAUACCGAUAACCAGACGAAUUAAUUGUGAAGGAUUGAUAGAUAUGGUGAAAAUGGAUUCGGAGUUUUUAAGGAAAGCCAAGGUAUACGUGGCUGUAAUAUUUCUGCAGAUUGGGAAUUCUGGAUUUGCUAUUGUGGCUAAGGGUGCUCUGGAUAAGGGCACCAGUCAUUUCACCUUGUCUGUCUACAGAAACGCCAUUGCUGCUCUCAUCUUCCUCCCUUUUGCCCUCGUCUUCGAGAGAAAAAUUAGGCCCCGGAUGACUCUGGGUGUCUUCGCCAAGAUCCUCUUGCUCAGCUUUCUCGACCCAAUAAUGGGGCAGAACCUGUUCUACGUGGGAAUGAACAUUACGACAGCCACUUUUGCAGCAGCUCUCUGCAAUCUUAUGCCUUCUCUAGCAUUCGUAAUGGCCUGGAUACUUAGAGUAGAGAAGGUGAAAGUGAAAGACAGGAGCAGCCAAGCGAAGAUUGUGGGAACACUUAUCACUCUGGCCGGAGCCAUGAUCAUGACCUUCAUUAGCGGCCGCGACCUCGGCCUGCCGUGGACGCACGCCGACGACCGGCAUCAGUCCAGCGCAGCCGCCGGCGGCCGCCAGCAGCAGCAGCUCAUUAAGGGCGCUCUCAUCAUCUUCACCGGCAACUUCGGCUAUGCCCUGUUUUUCAUUCUUCAGGCGAUCACGUUGCAAUCGUACCCGGCGGGGCUUUCUCUGACGGCGUUGAUAUGCACUAUGGGGGCAGUCAUCGGAACUGCACUGACGUUCAUGGUGGAAAGGGGGAAUACUGCAAUCUGGGCCCUCGGAUGGGACAGCAAGCUUUUAGCUUACGCUUAUGGGGGAAUAAUGUGCUCUGGAAUCAGUUACUACAUUUCGGGGGUUAUAAUGAAGACGAAGGGCCCUGUCUUCGUCACAGCAUUCAAUCCACUCAGCAUGGUCAUUGUAGCUGCUUUAAGCUCCUUCGUUUUUGCAGAGCAAAUGAACGUCGGCAAGGUUACUGGAGCAACUGUGAUUGUAAUAGGCCUUUACUUGGUGAUAUGGGGAAAGAUCAAGGAUGAGAAAGCCAUUGAAGAACUUCAAACAAAUCCUUCACCAUCCAUUGACGACGAUGAGAAUGACAAUAAGAAAAUUACAGACCCACCUACUGCUUCUCAUGCUGUUUAAUUAUCAUGUAUAUCAAACUUGCAGAACUCUGUAAUUCUUCAUCUUUACCAACACUAUCCAGACACCAAUGGGUGCCAUAUG